Messenger RNA from Adineta ricciae, 3105 nucleotides. The record is from the annotation of a GenBank genome assembly. NCBI's taxonomy places the organism in Eukaryota, Metazoa, Rotifera, Eurotatoria, Adinetida, Adinetidae.
AUGCUAGUCGUUCCGCUGUUCUUUUCAAUUGUUUCAUUGACCAUUCGAACGUCACGAAUAGAUCAUCAAGCGAAUUUCUAUUCAGUGGAUAUUCUUCUAAAUAGUACAUGUUCUGCAAGACGAGAAGCGAAUUUAACAUUGAAUUUCUUCUCGUUAUACUCGAAUGAAACGAACUCUUGUUCGUCUUAUUCAAAACAACCGACAUUCAUCACCUGUGACAAUUUUAUCUAUGGUGUUCGUUAUACAAUCGAUGGAUAUCUUUUAUGUGGCACAAAGAGUUUUACUUUAUCACCAUCAAGAGAACUUUACGAAAUCUUCAAACCAAAAUAUAUCAAUUCUACGAACAGUCCAACUUUGAUCAAUACCUUCUUUUUCCUUCCUGGUUUAUUCAAUCGAUUGAAUAUUGAAUUAAAUAGUGUGAAUCAAUCCUGUUCAUUAGAAUAUUCAUCAAUAACAUCGCCUUUUUAUCAUUGUUCAUUUCGAAAUCUUCCAUCUGCUCAAUGGUUUGUGUUAACUUAUUAUAUUCUUACUGAGAAUUAUCAAACACGAUCAGCUGAUACCACGAUCGUCUUUACUGAUUUGGAAGAAUUGGAUUUUCGAUGUGAAUUGCAGAAGAAUAAUCAACAAAUUGAAUUCUAUUGGGCAAAUCUGACCGGUUCGGGUUAUUCGAAUUUAACAAUUUCGAUUCUGACUGAAGAAAAUAAACAUUUAUCGACGAUUUUAUGUGAUCCAUAUGCCUCUACUAACCUUUGUUCGACGAAAUCAGCUCGACUAGAACCAGGAAGAGAAUAUCAUAUUCAUGCGAAGUUACGCAAAUCAUUACCGAACUAUAACGGACAAAAAAUUGAAACAUGUUCGAUAAAAACAAAUCUCACUCAAAUUCCAAUUCAUUCACUUCAACACGUAAUAUUCAACGAAACAAACGUUCGUUUAUCUUGGUCGGAACAUCCAUUUCAUGUUCAAGUACGAUUAAGAAAUCUCGAAACAAAUUCUUUGCUAAAUCCUGUGGAAAAUACUCACAAAAUGGCUCUUUUCCUCAAUCUAGUCGAAGCAAGUGUUUAUCAAGUUGAAUUUAACAUCUCAAAAACUCAUUGGCCACCUCUAUUUCAAAGAACGAACUAUCACAUCAAAACAGAUUUUAAGAGAUUAGUUAUUGAAAAUGUGAUUCGAUUGUCAGACAAAACUUUGAUUGUUCAUGUGAAUUCACAUGAUUUAACAAAAGUCGAAUUAAUUUACUGUAUCGAACGUGUCAUGAAUGAAACUCGUGAGAUUUGUUCGUUUUCGAAUACGUUUAGUCAACUUUCAGCAAGUACGAUUUAUAAUAUUUCCGUCACAAUUGAUCGUGAUGCGUUUCAAAAUAAAUUUCAUUGGGAAAAACGAACGAUCUUCAAACUUGUUAACACAAAUCCACCAACAUUGAAAAUUCGCGCGAAGAGACAAGAUGAACAUUGUUCUGCAGAAAUUCUUAAUUCAUUUCCAAUUUCCUAUUCAUCUGAAUGUUUUUCUUCUUUGACGGACGAAAUUUUCGAUUGUAACGAACUUUUAUGUGGUUGUCGAUAUCAAUAUCGAAUAUUAUUCAAUCAAACGUACAUUGAUUCAUUAUGCGCGAGAUCUCCAUGUGAUAUUCAACUGAAUCAUCCGAAUGUCUCAACUGUGAAGUUCCAAACACCUUUGGAUUCAAUCCGCAAUCUACGAAUCGUUUCUGUUUCGUUGAUUUCACGGGAGAUUCAAGUGAAUUUCGAUUAUCCAUCGGGAUGUUUCGAUCAAUUUAUUUUAAUUUGUGAACUAAUCUCAACGAAACAACGACAAACGUUUGUCAAUUCAACGAUCUGCACGGAUUUGAUUCCGGAAGCAUUUUAUCGCAUUUCUGUGGAAAUCAAACGACUUGGAUGGGAAACAGUGACAUCACAAGUCAUUGAAACACAAUUAAUCUCCACUCCAAAGAAUGAUCAGAAAAAAGGUUCUUUUGUUCAGUCGAUUCUCAUCCCAGGAAUGAUCGGAUUUGUGAUCAUUCUCAUUCUGGUGGUUUUGAUCGCAUUCGUUUUUGCAUAUCGACAGCGUCGUCGGAAUCGAUCGUCGAAUCGAGAUCAAGCGCAAAUCACAACUAUAAGUCAUCGAACAAUUUCAACAAAGUUGAAUAAUAUCGUUAAUCAAGUGAAUAUAUACGCAAAAACUCAUCCAGAUACGAAAAGAAAUAUUUACACAUCAAGACCAAUUCGAAUAAAAGAUCUUCCGAAAGAAUAUGAACAACUAAUCGCCAAUAACUAUUACAAUAUUUCCAAUGAAUUUCACGAACUCCAUUAUAGUAUCCAGGAAACAUUGGAAUUAACUCAAUGUGAUCAAACAUUAAAAAAUCGAUACAAAGACAUCAUUCCUUAUGAACAUUCACGUGUGAAAUUAAUCCCUAUCGAUGAUCUGGACUCCGGAUAUAUCAACGCGAAUUUCAUUGCAGGUUUACAUAAUCCACGAGAGUAUAUUGCGUGUCAAGGACCAUUGAAAACAACGAUUAACGAUCACUGGAAAAUGAUUUGGGGACAAAAUGUAACGAUUAUAGUGAUGUUAACCGAUAUUAUCGAACGAGGAUUGAACAAAUGCGAAAGGUAUUGGCCGACGAAUUUAGAUAAAGAUGAAAUGUAUGGAAAUCUGUCAGUAUGUGUUAUGAAUUGCAUUCAUGAUAAUUCGUACGAUCUCCGUCAUAUUCAGUUAAAAAAGAAUGAAGACAUUCGUUCGAUAAAACAUUAUGCAUUUAAAAUGUGGAAUGAUCAUACUGUUCCGACGAAUUCCGAAGAUUUACUUGAUUUUAUUCGUUUGAUUCGAUCGGAAUAUCGUCCUGACUGUGAUGGACCUAUUUUAGUACAUUGUAGUGCUGGAGUGGGUCGUAGUGGAACAUUCAUUGCUUUAGAUCGACUAUUACAACAAUUUGACAAAGUAUCGUGCUAUGGAUAUUUAGAUAUUUAUGGAACUGUUCUUGAUAUGAGACGAUGUCGAGAUCGAAUGGUACAAAAUGAACAUCAGUAUUUAUUUAUUUAUCGAUGUUUGAAAGAUGAAUAUGAGAAACGAUCAGGCAACUCGAACCAUGCUGUUAUUGCUGAUGAUGCUGUGUGA